Daucus carota subsp. sativus is the source of this 1413-nucleotide messenger RNA. RefSeq names its product sphingoid long-chain bases kinase 2, mitochondrial. NCBI's taxonomy places the organism in Eukaryota, Viridiplantae, Streptophyta, Magnoliopsida, Apiales, Apiaceae. Gene Ontology annotation, molecular function: lipid kinase activity; ATP binding. Gene Ontology annotation, biological process: phospholipid biosynthetic process; phosphorylation; sphingolipid metabolic process. The record is from RefSeq and is a predicted model, not a curated record. The coding region runs from base 237 to 1307 and encodes 356 amino acids. The transcript is spliced from 12 exons.
AGAUGAACAGUAGAUAAGAACUAGACAGCGAGGCUGCAUACGUUUCACCCAAGGAAGAGACAAAGGAAGGAUGACAUGGUAAUAGAUGUCAUUCUGAUCGCCCCCAAUUAAUCUCUCUCACAUCCAUAUUAAUCUCUCCCAAGUCCCAUCCUGCUAAUCUUCUUCCAACUAGUAGUACUGAAUACUAGUUACACAUCAGCACAUUUACAGGGGCACACAUAUUAAGAACCCAAGCGAUGGCUUAUUACGGAAUAGCAAUGCUGCUGCCAGUGCCUAAAUCUUCUUCCUUGUUUCUCACUCCACAAAAUUCCAUGGCUCCCGAUUUCUCCGCCGCCCCCGCUCGUUCCGCCACCGACUCUCGCCGUCGUGACCUUGUUUUCGUCGUCAACCCUAAAGGAGCUAAUGGCCGGACAGGUAAAGAUUGGAAGAAUUUGCUUCCAUAUUUGAGGUCUCGCCUCGGUAAUGACUGUAAUAUAUCCGAAUCUUUCACUUCAGGACCUUGCCAUGCUAUUGACAUAACAAGAGAGGCUAUACGACAAGGAGCUGAUGCGGUGAUUGCAGUUGGAGGUGAUGGAACUCUUCACGAGGUUACUAAUGGGUUCUUCUGGGGCGGAAAACCCGUUCCUUGUGAAGACCCAGAAGUUUCUCAUACAACUGCGCUUGGUUUGAUUCCAUUGGGAACUGGUUCUGACUUUGCAAGGACGCUAAAUUGGAAAAACAAUCCUGAGGAUGCAAUUGAACGCAUAGCAAAAGGACAAAGGUCUCGGAUUGACAUUGGAGUUAUCAGGGGAGAAGAUGGUGAAUAUCACUAUUUCAAUAAUGUUGCAGACAUCCAUUUGACUGCGAAAGCAGGUUAUUAUGCAUCCAAGUACAAAAGAUUUGGGAACCUAUGUUAUGUUAUUGGUGCAUUGCAAGCCUUUUUUGGGCAUCAGAACCAGGAUCUUAAGAUUAAGGUCAAUGAGGGUGAGUGGGAAGUAUAUUCUCAAGUUACAGCUUUGUGUAUCGGAAAUGCUAAAUUCUUUGGCGGUGGAAUGAAGAUCACUCCUAAUGCUGACCCAAGAAGCGGAAAUUUUGAGGUUGUGACUCUUCAGGACUUCAAAUGGUAUCACUUCAUCCGUUAUUUGCACAGGUUGUAUAAUGGUACACAUUUAUCAGUAAAGAAUGUGUCUUCAGUAAGUGCACAGACUUUGGAAAUAGAGGAGGUCUCUGGUAACAGCAACAUAUAUGUUCAGUCGGAUGGAGAGUUCUUAGGGUUCCUUCCUCGGAAGUUUUGUAUAUUACCUGCAUCUAUCGAGAUGAUUAUCUAAAAAAAGAGCCUCAUACACCUUUUUUUUUCUUUUUUCAUUCUAGACUUGGUAACUUAGAUGUUUAGAUGUUGAUGUAAUUUAAUGUUUUGUUUCGUGGUUCUGGGUU